AUGGCAUCUGAAGGAACUGCCCCUGCUGUAACACAUCAGCAGGUUAUGAGCGCCCAACACGCGGAGUUGUUUCAUCGUGAAGAUGAACAUGAACCAGACUAUGCAAACAUGCCCGCAGGGCAUGAGCAGGCGGCAGUGGAUCCAGUGCCAAUGGUUAAUGGCAUACCUCCAAGAGUGGCGGCGGCCGCGACUCAAGACCCUCAGAGUGUAGCCUCUGAUGGUGCUGCGCAGCCUAAUCUUGGAGGACUACAAUGGCCUCUACCUCAUGGAAAUAUCUCCGGUAUGACAACUGCCUCAGCGCAUGAGAAUGUGGAUGUUUUUUCUGCGACAGGUGUAACUAGCAGUGCCAAGGCGGCACCGCUACGUCUGCCGGAACUGGGAAUCCAUGCUAUGCCGUCCCCUUUGCCUGGGCAGUCUCCUUUGAGUGUGCAAGGACAGACCAGGAGGGAUGGUGAGGCCUCUAUGACAUCAAGAGCGGCCACAUGGUUCUCUAAGUUGGGAGACUUAUUCCAGCAGCGCCGUGUGGAAGUGACAACGUGGAGCCAAAGUCCGACUGGGCGGCAGUUGGAUAAUCCAUGGACAUCGCAAACCUCGUUUCAUGAUGCUGCGGGGACCUUCCCUGUGGAUCCAGCUCAUCCUGGAACUCAGACUCCACCUUCUACUGGUUCGGCGGGUGUGCCAAGAGAAAUGGUACAAGCCGAAGUGGCAAAGCAGCUGGAUGGAGCCAUGGCCGAGGUCUAUCAGAAUAUGAUCGUGCGGAUUGGUGAAGAGAGACAGAGGACGGAGCAAGCUGAGCAAGAGGCAAAGCAAUUGCGAGUACAGAUGGAAGUGAUGGAGCAGCGCAUGGCUGCCCGAGAAGCUUUGCCUGAAUCGUCUGGAACUGCGAGACCUGAGGUACUAUUAGGAGGGCUAUCUCAUCAUGGUAUGUUCCCGGCGCCUACUACAAUGCAGGAUCCUCUAAGUCUUCGUGAUUUUCAGGAUGAUAAUAGGGGUGUUGGUGUUGAUCCAGGGACCUCUAUGAGAUUGUCUAUGCCAAAGUUUCCGAGUAUACCGUGGGCACCUACGGCAGGACUACGUGAAGAUAACGGUCCAAGUUAUUAUCCUCCCCCACCUCCAGAACCCAUUCCGGUUCCCAAGGUCAGCGUUGGAGUGGCGCCGCCGAGAAGCCAGUCACCUUCCGAGGGCCGAGGACGAGGGUUCUUACAGGGGCUAUUUGGGUCAAGGAGUUUGAGUUCGGGAGCUUGUCCGCAACCUUCUACUACAAGUAUGCCUAUGGGAUUUGCGGGACCUGUUCCACCACCACCGGGAAUAGCUCCGCCUCCUACUCCAGCUGUGGCCUCUACCAAUUUGGGAGGUAACGAAAGGGUUCUGACGGCAAUGGCCAAGGGCAUUGAGACGCUUCUUAUGAACCAGUCCUCCAAGAGCGACAGGCCUGAAACAGUGAAGCCGGGGAUAACAGAACUGCCAAGCCUCCCUUCUUACACACCAGACACGGGCAGCAUCGACCUGAUCAAUUGGGUCACGCAUAUCACUCCAAUAAUGGAAGAUCUUAGCGACUCGUCGAGUUUGUGGUGGAGUAGUAUGCUGCAGGAAGUCAUGAACUGGUAUGCUCGCUAUAGUGCUGCCACGCCGCUUGAGCGCAUCAGGUUGACUCCGGCUUUGGCAGCCUCACCUGGAAAGCCCGAAUGGGCCCGAGUGGAGCGGCGUGCUACCGCCAUGAUGCUAACGGCUAUCCCGACUUCCAUCAAGGAGGAGGUGAUCGCAUCUGGAGGUGUGAACACGUUGAGCCUCCUGGCCAAGCUCUUCUCGACGUACCAGCCGGGUAAUCGACAGGAGAAGGCUCUGGUGUUAGCGAACUUGGAAAAACCGAGUGAAUGUCAGGAUGCGGCAACAGCUGUUGAGUCCCUCAGGAAGUGGGCGCUCUGGCGGCGCCGAGCUACGGCGAUCGGUAUCACGGAACCAGACGCCAGUGUUCUCUUGCAAGGCCUAGAUCGGAUAUGCCAGGGCGUUGUUCGUGCAGAUCCUGAGCUUGCUUUCCGUGUGAGUUUGAUACGAUCUACAUUGCAACUGGAUGUGAACCCCACAGCUACAGCAGUCACGCAGUUUUACCAGCACCUCCAAGCCGAGUUGGAACAGCAAGCUAGGUUAGCUACUACCAGGACUGCGGCUAUCAACCCGAGGUUGAAGGCUCUGGGAACCGGAACAGAGGCAGCAUCUUCGUCUUACGGAGGUGGACCACCUCCUGGGCCACCGCCUCCACCGAAGGCUCCCGGUAGCCAGUGUCGGUUUUUUGCCAGUGAAAAGGGGUGCAGAAGGGGAUCUACAUGCAGGUAUCCCCAUGUUUGGUCUGCUUUCGAGAAAGCGGAACGGGCGCGACGAUGUCUUAAUUGUGGAGCAGUGGGUCACAAAUCAAGGGAAUGCAAGUCUCCUGGGGGUGGUGCUGGACCGAAGCCAAAGGAAUCCACGCCUACGACUACCCCUAAGGAUCCACCCGCUACUCCAUCGUCUGCGCCUUCUAGCACGGGCUCGUCGCCUACGGCAAGACGUGUUAAUAUCGACCCGACGCCCGAUAUCGCUGUGAAGGUGAUGAGUGUUAUGCAGGAGAUCAAGAACCUCCAGGCCUUCCAGCCCCUCCUGAGCGCGGUGAAUCAAUGGACUUCUCGAUGGGGUCUACAAACUGAGAAGAAAGCUCUGCUGGAUUCUGGAGCUACCCACUCUUUACGGCCACCUCACAACGAGGAGGAGUGGAAGAACGCAGUGGAUGUGAGCGUCGCCUUGGCAGGGGAAUCUCGUACUGUCAUGAAACAGAAUGAGGCCGGCACCUUGCUAACCACCUUGGACUCUGUGCGAGUUCUUCGUGAAGUUGAGGUGAGCUGGUGGUCAUGUAUGAUUGACUAUUGCACUAAUGGGAGUGUGGAGUCGGGGCAAGAAGCAUUGAAGCGGGCCAUGUUCUUUGAUGAAGAGGAUCGGUGUGAUCUUGGUCGUCUUCUACUACGUCGUCCCAAUGAUGGAGGGUGGCAGGCUAUGAAGGGUCUUGGCCUCAACCGCAGGACACGGAAGAGGUUGAUAGCGGCCCCUACAUGGAUUGUUCGUUGGGAUCCCCCGGGUUUUACGAGGAAAUCGGACGUCUUGCAGAAGGUUGGACGGAUGUCUGAGGCCGUCUAUAUCAAUGUUGGGUCCAUGCUCUCGUACGGGGAUUUGUUGGCGGUAUGGAAGGUGUUGCUAUGGGCUGCUACUCAGGGGCGCAUAGGAGCGGUGCUCUCGAAGGAUGUGGGUGCGACCACGACUGAAUUUGAGGCCCACAAGGUUCAUCGAGCCCGAGUACAUCUCCUACAUGCACUAGCAGCGGCGGGGCAAUACUACCGAGGUUGCAAUGUACCUCGCCUUCUUAUCGAAAGACGUAAAGCUGCCGCUUGGGAUGCCGUGGAUUGGAUGUGUGAUGGAAAGGCCCAGCGCUACUGUGAUGAACUCGACCUACCCAGCCCUUUGUACAAGGAGGAGGAGGCCGUUGAGGUUGUCAGUGGUCUUACUGGGGUUGUGGGCUCUGGGCGCUUUGGUCGUGUAAGGUUAGCACGGAUGUCCGAGGAUGCUGCGUGGAGGUUACAUGUGAUGCGGAACCACCAACCUUUCCGACGAGAUUGUGCUCUAUGUGUUCGCAAUGCAGCAACAGGGAAGCAGCACAGAGCCACUAUGCAUCCCUCCGGUUAUUGUCUAUCGGUUGAUGUAGCUGGACCCUUGAAGGGAUAUGGACGCUCUCCUGACGGGAAGUUCUUCAAGUACUUUGUGAUUGGGGCGUUUCGGAUACCGUUGUUGGACGGUUGUGUUCGACGUGAUGAAGAAGUUCAUGGUUACCCCAUCCCUCGAGAUGAUCCAGAUGCUGAGGUGGAAGAUCUUCUGUCAGAGGAAGAACCUGAUGAUGAUCAGCUUGAGGAGGAGGCCGGUGCACCAACACGUGAAGAGCUUGAAAAGGAACGUGAGGAGUGGUGUAAACUCCGUGAAUCCUUUAAGGCCCCUCUCAUGACAGAGACGUUGUACUUUUGUGUGCCGGUGAACAGCAAGAAGGCCGUUCAUGUUCUACCAGCCCUGCAACAAAUGGUUGUUGAUGUUAGGGCCUUGGGCUACCCUGUGGCACGGAUACAUUCUGACCGAGGAGGAGAACUCCGAGGGAAUGCAGUGAAGCGGUGGAUCCUGAACCAAGGGAUUCUUCGUACUACGUCUACGGGCUCGGAGCCUGCUGAGAACGGGGUCGCGGAGGCUGGGGUCCGCUACCUCAAACGCCGAGGUCGAGUGCUUCUUGAUGCUGCGGGUGUGGGCCGUGAACAUUGGCCAACUGCCAUUCAAACAGCGGCGCUGCAACAAAGGUGCCAGAAGCUCAGCCUCAGAGAUCCGACCCCAGUCGCGUAUGGUGCCAAGGUCUAUGUGAAGACGAAAAAGUAUAAGACCGGUGAUGUGGAAAGUAUGAAGCCGCACUGGUUACAGGGGAAAUAUUUGGGACCGUCCACUGAUGUUCGUGGAGGCCAUGUCAUUUUGAAGUCUACGGGCACUUUCUUGACUACUACCCAUGUGAGAGUUGCAAGGGAGCCUCCCAGCAUUGACGAUGUGACGCCGGUUGUCCUUGUGGAUAGCGACGACCCACCUCCUUUACCGGGUCCGGCGGAGCCGCCAAGUGAUGUACCCGAACAACCAGGAGAAAGACGUCGAGUUGAACCGUCAUCGUCAUCUGGUCGGGGUCCUAGAGAAUCUGAGGUACCCGAACAACCGGGAGAAAGACCUCGAGUUGAACCGUCAUCGUCAUCUGGUCGGGGUCGUCAUGUUAUAGAUGAAGCAGGCGAUCUACCACCGUAUCCCAAGGGUCCACCUAUAACGUACAGCCCACCAAGGUCCAGAGUUCGUACCAAAUCGCCGGGUGUCCGUAUGAGAGCUAUGCGAGCUGGGGACUAUGAGGAUAUGUGCUACGAGGAUAGUGUCGCUGCUGGUUCCUAUGGUGAGGUUUCGUAUAACCAGGAGGAGAUCAUGAUGAGAAUUCUUCGAGCUCAAGAAAAACAGGCUGUUGAAGCUGUUGCGAUGGAGCUGUUGAAUGCAGGUGACUUCUCUCGUGAAUCAUGCAAGAGGCUGUUGAGGGCCUUGGGAAGCUUUCAAACUAGAUGGAGAAAUCCCCGCACGUCAGUUGGUCAGGGAAUGGUCUUGGGAGCCUAUGUCCAGGGAGCGUCGUUUGGGGUCACCAAUCAUUGUCGUGGAAUGGCAAAUACUACAAAGUUCCUCAACAAGUUCCUGAUGAUCAGGUUGGGCAAUACUAUGCCGGGGUCUACCUGUACGUGGACUACCCUGGCACUUCAGAAGGCGAAUGACAUUCCUGCCCAUCGUGAUGUUCAUAAUCAGAGGGGAACCCGCAACUAUGUGAUGGAGAUUGCGGAUGAAUCUUUGUCAGGUCUUUGGAUUGAAGGAGAUGAAGACCAACAUCCCGCAGAGGGAGGUGAUGGUACUUAUAUCGAUCAUGAGUACCAAGCGGAAGAUGGAAGUGUUCAUGAUGGACGGCUUCGAUCUAUUGAGAACCCUGUGGCGUUUGAUCCGAGAUCGCGACAUGCGCUGGUGAAUGAGCCGGGCAUGAAAUGGGUGUUGUCAGCCUAUACGCCUUCAGGAGUUCAACGACUUUUGCAAGCCGAUGUGGACUUUCUGUUUCAGCAAGGGUUCCCAGUUACGGGGACUGGUGUUUCGCUACCAACGGUGAGGGCGAUACAACAAGUUUCCUUUGGAGCUGGAGCGCGGGAAACCAUACCUGCGUUUGAGGCCCCUUCCUACGAGCCGCAGUUCGUUGCCUUGAGUGGAGCUUGGGCAGCAAGGGCAGAGGAGGAGGGUGUGGCCGUGGUCAGUUCUGAGGAGGAGCAUGAUGCUGAUGAGGCGGAGGGUGAUUGGGAGCUGUUUGUUGAGAGCAGUGAGGAAUCAUGUGUCAUGGGCGAUGUUAUCGAGCCCGAAGACGAGCCAACACCCCGCCUACGUUGUUUGUGUACUUCGAGGGAUCCUGGAUCAGAGUAUGAGCUGCUGGAAAGGACCUAUGAGGGUCACUUGGACUCCGAGGAUUGUGCGGAGUUGAUCCAGCAGGAUAUGGCUGCAAACCUUGAAGAGUGGGAAGUGAAGUUUCCGCAGAUUGCCAAGGUGGAGCCUGAGUUCACGGAGAAGAUUGAGGAGCUCAUCGGCAACCUUAAGGAGCCGCUACGCCAUACUCACAACGUGAAUCCUAAGGAAGUUCGUGAAGAUCUUGAGAAAUGGCGCAGCUCAAUCAUCAAGGAGUUGGGUGUGGUUGAGAAGGGCUUCUACCGUACGACUGUGGAAGGGGUCCGUAACCUGAAGCGCCACCAUACUGUUCAGGAGCUGCCGGCCAAGCUUGUUUACACUGUGAAGCCACCGAGUGCUGAUGCAACUCCUGGAACAGAAGCAGCAUACGUGAAGCGAAAAUCACGUAUAGUGUGUUGCGGCAACUUCAGCUCUGCCGACCCAGGAGAAGUGUUUGCCAGUGGUGCCGCAGCCGAGUCGCUGCGAUGCGUCCUCACCUUAACAGCGCUUCGGCGCUGGGCAGCAGGAGGCGUUGACAUCGGAGGAGCGUUUAUGUUGACUCCGUUACCUCAACAUGAAGGGGCCACUCUCUACAGCAUCACCCCUCCAGCAAUCCUUGUCUUGCUGGGCUUAGCUACACCUGGGGAAAGGUGGAUAUUGACACACGCUAUGUACGGCUUACGCCAAUCGCCACAGCUUUGGUCAUCCUUUCGUGAUGCUACGGUUCGGGCCAUGGAUUUGGAGAUGGACGGCGUCACGUGGAAGUUUGUUCAGGGUGAAGCAGAACCAAAUGUUUGGUUGUUGUUUGAGACGGGGAACUCUCAGACUACCAGGCCGAGCGCCCUGCUCCUGAUCUACGUCGACGACCUCCUCAUAUGUGGUCCUCGAUCACUUGUACAAGCUAUCGCUCAGAGGAUUGGAGCGACGUGGAAGAUUUCUGAGCUUGAGAUUGUUGAGCCCCAUCAUGGGAUAAGGUUUCUGGGCUGUGAGAUCGAGACGAACGAGAGCCGGGAUACCUACUGGAUUCAUCAGAAGCCGUAUGUGAUGGAGAUUCUUCGGCAUCAUGAAGUACCAGCUACAUCUAGGUCGCCUGUGCCCUGUCCCAGAGAUCUAUUAACACUCCAUGUUGAGGAUGAUGAAGCUAAGGGGACGGACCUGGAAGUUAAGCAGGCUCAGAAGAUGUGUGGUGAACUUCUAUGGCUGAGCCAGAGGAGUCGCCCCGACAUAGCAUUCCCAGUGUCGAUCAUGGGGAGCCUUAUCACCAAGGCGGCACCAAGGAGCAUCCAGAUUGGGACUCGACUGUUGUCGUACCUUCAAAGAACCUCUGGAAUGGCCUUGGAGCUGAAGCCUACUGAUGGUGGUUUCCAAGCCUGGAGUGAUUGCAGCUUUGCUCCGAGUGGAAACAAAUCCCACUCAGGGAUGGCGAUAUCAUGGCACGGGGCUGUGAUUGCAUGGCGCUCGGCGCGCCAACCUUUUACCUGCCUGUCGACGGCGGAAGGUGAGCUAACGGCAGCUUUAGAGACUUUGACGUUGUCAAUGAGUUUGAAGGCCAUUGUGGAUCAGUUCGGUGAUGUUGUGCCGUUUACUACUUUGUGUGUGGACAAUCAGGCAGCCCUCACACUUGCCAACCCAAACUCGUCGGCAAGCUGGAGAACAAGGCACUUGAGGAUAAGGGCUUCCUUUCUGAGAGAGCGCGUCGAUCAAGGGGAGGUCCUUCUUAAGUUUGUACCGGGCAAGUACCAGCUUGCAGAUUUGCUCACGAAAGGGUUCCCUCGCCAGCGGUUGGAAGAGUUGAAUGGCUUGUGGGGUUUGGUGGAUCUUGUUCAGGCUGUUGCUCAAGUGAACCUCAUCAAGGUGAUCGUGAUGAUGAGCAUGAUGGUUCAAUCCGCAAGGGCGAGGUCAGUUGAGAAAGAACCCCUUCCUUUGGAGACUUCGUGGGAGUUGUACAUCGCGAUGGUGAUGCUUGCUAUAGUGGUUGUGGUGUUUUGGGAGUGUGGUUGGAAUGUUUGGUACUACGUGACGGGCCAGGAGACACCAGCUCAAAUGCGCAGAACCAAGCGUUUAAGGAAGAUGCAGGAGGCCAUCAAGGAGGAGAUUACAAUGCAGAUGGCAUCAACGGCCUCCCCUACUACGAGAACAUUUGAGAGUUCGGGUUCAAGUGCUUCUUCUACUACACCACCUCCACCGCCGGAUCCUCAUCCAACUGCAAGACCCACAACUUCGUCAUGGACACCCACCUCUAUACUGAGAGGAAAGACGAUUUAUAAGGAUACCCAGCGGGAUAAGGCUACGCAGAUAGACUGCCCACCUUUGAUAUGUUAUCAAGAUCGUGCGGUACAUGUUGGGAUCGUCCUAUUUGGGUUUCCGAUCAUGGUGAUGCCUUUCAUACUUUGGAUCACUGUUGGGGACUACGAAAUGCCCGAAAGCGCAGACUUACCUACUGCAAAUGUUGUCGUGACAACCACGGCCGGUCGCUUUAUCCCGAAAGGGGAUGAGUGCUCGCAGGCACGUUUGGUGCCGUACGAGCAAGGAGGAGUGAUGAAGUGUGAUCGGAUCGCUCCCUAUGCUGUGGCUUAA
Molecule: messenger RNA, 8628 nt
Organism: Symbiodinium sp. CCMP2592
Lineage: Eukaryota; Dinophyceae; Suessiales; Symbiodiniaceae
Source: the annotation of a GenBank genome assembly